Charadrius vociferus (killdeer) is the source of this 1086-nucleotide messenger RNA. RefSeq names its product hydroxysteroid dehydrogenase like 1 (gene HSDL1). Lineage: Eukaryota; Metazoa; Chordata; Aves; Charadriiformes; Charadriidae. Gene Ontology annotation, molecular function: oxidoreductase activity. The record is from RefSeq and is a predicted model, not a curated record. The coding region runs from base 1 to 942 and encodes 313 amino acids. The transcript has 4 exons.
AUGGAGAGCAGCCCUGAGGAGAAGGAUGGGGGGGGGUCAGCGGAUGAGAAGCGCAAUUGCCACGUGAUCUUCAGAGAAGGGAACAAAGCUAUAAUUGAAAGUACUGGCAAAAGAGAAGGGUGGGGCUGCUCUGAUUUUCACCUUGCUUUUUUAUUUUCUAUUACAGGUAGCACAGAUGGUAUCGGGAAGGCAUAUGCUGAAGAACUGGCAAAGCGCGGUGUCAACAUCAUCUUAAUCAGCCGAAGCAAAGAGAAGCUGGAGGCUGUAUCUAGAAGCAUAUCUGAAACGUAUAAAGUGGAAACAGAUUUCAUAGUAGCAGACUUCAGCAAGGGGCGUGAGCCUUACCCAGCCAUUAAAAAGGCUCUGAAAGACAGAGAAAUUGGCAUUUUGGUGAAUAAUGUAGGAGUGUUUUAUCCCUACCCGGACUAUUUUACCAACCUGUCUGAGGAUUUGCUGUGGGACAUGAUCAACAUAAAUAUUGCUUCUGCUAACAUGAUGAUGCAUAUUGUGCUGCCGGGCAUGGUAGAGAAGAAGAAAGGGGCAAUUGUGAAUGUUUCUUCUGCGUCCUGUUGUCAGCCGACACCAAUGUUGACAAUCUAUGGAGCCUCUAAAACCUACUUGGACUAUUUCAGUAGAGCACUACAUUAUGAGUAUGCCUCAAAAGGAAUUUUUGUUCAGAGUUUAACCCCAUUUGUAAUUUCUACAAAAAUGGUAGCAUGCAGCAGCGCUGCAUCAGAGAGAUCUUUCUUUUUUCCUUCUGCUGAAGAAUAUGCAAGUCAUGCUAUUUCUACUCUUGGGUUAUCCACAAGGACUACUGGUUACUGGAAGCAUGCAAUAAAGUUCACGUUGGGUGAGCGCCUACCGGAAUGGAUCUGGGCAUGGUUUGCAAUGUAUUUUUGCAGAAUUGUACGCAAGGAAGCUUUAACAUGCAAAGUGAAAUAGGAAUAUCCAGGCGUCCUGUGUAACGAGUACUAUAUUCUGAUCAGAGCACUGCAAAAACUUUCAGUGAACCUUGGUGGACUUACUGUAACUUAUCCAUACCUUGCUCUACAAACUACGUGUCACCUAGACAUCAGAAGUCUGGAU